Messenger RNA from Ciona intestinalis (vase tunicate), 1455 nucleotides. NCBI's taxonomy places the organism in Eukaryota, Metazoa, Chordata, Ascidiacea, Phlebobranchia, Cionidae. The record is from RefSeq and is a predicted model, not a curated record.
UAGGAAGGGUAAGUUCAUCUGAAGUUUCCAAUCUUCAUAAAGUAAUCAAGAUGAAGACGGAGAUGGCAACCAGGAUGACAUCAUGAAGCAACAUGAAGAAGCAUUGAAAAGGCUUCAGAUGUUGCAACAGAAUAUGGUUGGUGGGGAGAAGUCACAUGAUGAGGCGCUCAUGAAAGCGAGGCAGUCUCGGAAGAAACAUGUCGACGAACGGAGGAAGAAACUUGCGGAAGCUGCCGAGAAAGAUGAUGAUGAAGUGAUCCUGGAUGUUUACGACAGCAUACAAGAUGAUGUGAAGUUACGGAACCGAGUUAUCAAUAAACACAAGGAACAGAUCCAUGGAUUGAAAAUGGAAAUCGAAGAUUUAAAUUACGAGUUUGAACGAGAUCGAAGUGAAUAUUUAUCAACGAUUAGGAGACAAGAAAGAGAAUUGGCUCUUCUGAAUGAUAUUCUGACAAAAGUACAUCCAACUAUAAGAAGGGAUUGCAACUACAGUAACUUAGACCGAAUCAAAUCUUCUGCAAAGUUCGAUGAAAAUAAUGAAAAGUGGAUCCUACCCGAACUAUUGGUCACAAAAACAACUCUUCCGAGCACAACAGGUUCAACCGGAAGAAUGGACCGCACAAACUCGUUGAAUCAUUCACCAACGUCAAGUAGCUCGGUGGAAAGCUACAACCAGAGGUCUGAAGAAGACAGAUACUUAGCCAAGUUAAAUCGUAACAACCAUGAUAAUGUUGCCAACAAUUACUUCUUGCCAAAACGACAAGUGAAACAAAUAAUCGCAUCUUCACAUUCAGAUGGAUCAAUAAGAUCGAAAUAUUAUGGUAGCAGCAGCCCAGUAAUGGGAACAACUAAUGGUCACGUACAAAACGGGGAACGAAUUUCUCCAUCACAAAACUUUCAUCAAGUACCAGGAAAUAUGAAUGGAAACAUAUUGCCGCCACAAGCUCAUACUUUUGGUGGAUUUGAUGAUGCUUUAAAUAGACGACCUCAUAAACUCGACUCAAUAGCUCCAGUUCAAACUAAGUCUCGUAAGAAAAAGAAAAAAUAUCUCGACCCACUAUAAGCGGAUGAUGCAAUCUUGCCCAGGUGAUUUUGACUGUCACUCAAGUUAAGGAAAGCAGCCAAUUUAGUUGUAGCUUUUACAGUGUUAAGUCUUGGGUUAUUGGUAUUAUUUUUUAAGUUUAUAAAGGAAAAAUUGUUUUAAAUUUAUUUCGAAUUUACUAUAGUAUAAUGCACUAGUCAGUUCCAAUUAUUUUACAAUUAUACUUCUGUUUCUUUUAACUUUUACUGUGCCUGUCUUAGAGUUCUUUUUCCAAAGUAUUUAUAUUUUAAUGGGUUAAGCAAGUGUUGUAAUACCCUGUUGUAAUAAAAUGGUUUUCUAUUCUGCACAAAGUUGAACACAAUGAUGCAAUAAAUGUACAUAUAGAGCAUUUAAAUAAAUAUAUUUACAACAAA